Miscanthus lutarioriparius is the source of this 2175-nucleotide messenger RNA. The record is from the annotation of a GenBank genome assembly. Lineage: Eukaryota; Viridiplantae; Streptophyta; Magnoliopsida; Poales; Poaceae.
AUGGAGCACGACGCGGACCGCGCUUGCCUGCAGAGCUUCGAGCUCCACGAGAGCGAGUCGAGACUUUACGUUCUAGGAACUAAUUCUGACAGAACACUUUGGAGAUUACUCAAGAUCGAUAGAUCAGAGCCGUCAGAGCUUGUGAUAGAUGAGUGUUCUACUGUAUAUACUGAAAGUGAACAUCCUGACUUGUUGAAGGGUCUUGAUGAAGAGCACAGGUCAACUGGCGGAAUAAAAUUUGUUACAAAGUUCUAUGGCAUAAUUGGUUUUAUCAAAUUCCUUGGGCCAUAUUACAUGUUGAUUAUUACCGAGCAGAAAAGAAUUGGUGAAAUCUUUGGUCAUCCAGUGUACCAGGUGACUAGGACUUCAAUGGUUGAAUUAGCAAAUUCUAAGACAAGAUCUACUUUUCAAAACUCCAAGGAUGAGAACAGAUACAGGAAGAUCUUGAAUGCACUUGAUCUUAGGAAGGAUUUCUUUUUCAGUUACUCAUACCACAUUAUGAGAAGUCUUCAGAAGAACUUGACUGAUCCACAGGAUGGAUGGACCUUAUACGAGACAAUCUUUGAUAAAUUCUCAAUAUCUGGCAAGGAUAUUAUGCUCACACUCAUUGCUAGACGAUCGAGACAUUAUGCUGGAACCAGAUAUCUAAAGAGGGGGGUGAAUGAGAAGGGAAGAGUAGCAAAUGACGUUGAGACUGAGCAAAUUGUCUAUGAAGCUGUGCCUGGACCUACUGAAGUAAGUUCUGUUGUGCAGAACAGGGGUUCAAUUCCACUAUUCUGGUCACAGGAGACAUCAAAAUUGAAUCUUAAACCUAAUAUAAUAUUGCAUGAGAUGCAGAAUAAUUAUGAAGCUACCAAGCUUCAUUUUGAAAAUCUUAGAGCAAGAUAUGGAAACCCUAUCAUUAUCUUAAACUUGAUUAAGACACGUGAGAGGCGAGAGUCUAUACUUCGCCGAGAAUUUGAUAAGGCGAUCAAGAUAAUAAACAAGAGCCUGUCAGAAGAGAAUCAUCUGAGGUUCUUACAUUGGGAUCUUCAUCAAAACUCUCAAGGAAAACCUACAAAUGUACUCGAUGUCCUUCUGAAAGUGGCAUUUCGGGCUCUGAAUUUGACCGAGUUCUUCUAUUGUCAAGUUGCACCAAGUUCUGAGACUUCCACACAAUGGCCCACCCUAUUGAAUGGUCUUGAUCCAUAUUUAUGUGAUGACAACAAUAGUGACGACACUGAAUGCACUGAGAUUGUUGGUGAUGUAUCCCAAGAGGAUAUCUCUGGCAGCUCUGAUUCCUCUGGUAAUGCAACCGCAGAAGACAAAUUUGAGAAUAGUGGACUGCCACCGCCAAAACCACCAAAAUUCCAAAAAGGUGUCUUACGGACAAACUGUAUAGAUUGCCUGGAUCGUACAAAUGUUGCUCAGUAUGCAUAUGGUUUAGCUGCUCUUGGACAUCAACUGCAUGCGCUUGGUUCUGUAGAAUCUCCUGAACUAGGUUUAGAAGCUCCCUUGGCCCAUCAUUUGAUGCACUUUUAUGAGAGGAUGGGUGACACACUUGCUGUACAGUAUAGCGGUUCUGCUGCUCAUAACAAGGUUUUUGGGAUACUUCCAGCCACAGCAGGGAAAACCUGCACUAUGGGAAUUAGAAUCAUCUUCUGGGAGCAUAACAAUGAUCUUUUUGAUGACCAGCCAAGUACAUUGAAAAGAGUAAAAUCAGAUGGCACCAUUCUUCAUGAAAGCAAUGCUUCUAUAUCUGGCUCUGGUCAUUGCCAUAAUGAACCGUUGAGUGCAUCGCAGCCUGAUGUCCAGAAUGGAUUUCAAUUCCCAACUUCAGAAACUGAUUCACUUCAUGAACAUGAAAUUUCGUCAGCCUGUGGAAGUGGGGUAUCACACCUAAGGUAUACUCCCACAGCCUCUGAUGUGCUUCAUGUCCCAAGAGCUGAAGUUGAAUAUUACCAUGAUUCUGGUGAUUCAAACUUUCUGGAUCUUGAAUGGCUUUCCACUUCAGGCAACUCAAGUGAUGAAAGGUCUAUUGCAACUAGCACGCCAGAUGUGAACCUAUCAACUGAGAAUGUCAUUAGUGGCAUAGCUCCUGACAUCAUGGAAAACCAUCUUGCUGAAAUGCAGUCUCAGAAGCUACCUCGGAAUUUUGUGCAGUGGGUUAAUGACAGUGAUACCUUUUGGUAUUAA